AGCACCGUGGCGAGUUAUUUAAGUCGAAUAUUUCGCAAUUUUACAAAGUUUACGCGUGUUACAUUCACGUAAAAUAGUUUUAAAAGUGUCAAUAUUGUUCUAGUAGUGAUGUGGGUGAUAGUUUUAGUUGCUUUCCGAUAGUUGUUGAAGUGUUUUGUAGUGAUGUUGUGAUCCUAUAGUUAACGGUAUUCCGGUUCUGAACUUUUGUCUGAAUUUUGAGUCGAGACACACCUAGAUGUAGGCUGUAACGCGGAAGGAGCCGGAUGUCAAGCCAUGCGUAAAUUUUGAUUAUUUACUUUACUUAACGGACGCAUCAUGGCGUCAAGAUGGCUCCUAUUGGCGGUCUGUUGCACAGUCUCCAGUUUUCAACAUGGUUCAGCCAACCAGUUGCCAGUGUUCACUCAGGACAUGGAUAACCUGCCACUGUCGGAGAGCAAGCCAGUUGGUCAGAUCGUGUACACCCUACAAGGCACGGACCCAGAGGGAUUGCCAUUAAGGUACGGAUUGGUGGGAACAGACAAGUUUUCUGUCAAUCCGACAACCGGAGAAGUUACCCUAGUGCAGCCUUUAGAUAGAGAGAAAGAAGACACCAUAAAAUUUCUAGUCUCAAUAGAAAGCGUCCACGCAGACGAGUCGAAUAAUUUGCUACAAACUCAACCUGUCACGGUCAUCGUUUUAGAUGAAAAUGACAACCCGCCUAUUUUUAAGAAUAGUCCUUACGAAGUAGAUGUACCAGAAGACGAGGAGAUUGGCAAAACAAUUUUGAGCACCAUUGAAGUUGAAGACAAAGACUCUGUCGGAGAUAGCUUAGAAGUUGGAUGCGUUCCUAACGACCAAUGGCCAGAAGCAUGUGAUAUCUUUGAGGUGGUGAGCCUGCAGUCUACCGCUAACCAAUAUAGCGGUGCACUGGUACUCAGAAAGAAGCUUGAUUACAACGACAAACAGUUCUACCAAUUUCAAGUUUAUGCCACGGAUGGUAAGCUGAACUCUACAGCCCACGUAGAAGUCAAAGUAGUGGAUGUACAGAAUACACCGCCUGUAUUUAGCGGGUCGCUAAGUGGCUCUCUGUCGGAAGACGCACCGGUUGGUACCGUGGCCCUCAUCAUAAAAGCCCGUGACGCCGACCGCGCCCAACCCAGAGACGUGAAACUGGAACUCAUCACUAAUCCCCUCGACUUUUUCUGGUUGGACAGUAACUCGGGUGAACUGAAAACUGCAAAGCCCUUGGACAGGGAAGCUCUUGCCGACCCAUCAUCACCCCUUAACCUCACAGUUAGGGCGAGUGAAAUCGUAAACGGUGUACCAGUAAUCUCCAACCUUACAUCAACACUAGCUACUGUCACAAUCACCAUAAAGGACGUGAAUGAUGAGCCACCUCGAUUCAACAGACGCGAGUAUAGUGUAGAGCUACCAGAGAGUCUGCCUUUUGGCACGCCACUACCCAACCUGGAUAUGGUCGUGACUGAUACUGAUGUGGGCCUAAACUCCGUAUUCUCUCUUCGUUUAUCGGAUGAGAUGGGUGCGUUCAUUGUUGAACCUUCUACAGCAACAGGUAGUGCUACUGUUACUCUGCGACUUAAUUCAAGCUUGGAUUAUGAAGAUCCGAACCAGAGGAAAUUUAUUUUAGAGGUAAUUGCCGAAGAACUUCACACAUCACCGCGUCUAUCCUCGAAAGCAAGUGUAACAGUAUCGUUAACGGACGUGAAUGAUAACGCUCCUCAAUUUGCUGAUGGACCAUAUUCUACAUCAGUGGCCGAAGCAGCACCUGCUGGCACCAGGGUUGCUGCUAUCAGAGCGACUGACAGGGAUACUGGAAGAUUUGGCACAGAAGGCAUCGUUUACCAGCUAUCUGGCAAUGGUGCUGACCUUUUCAACGUGGACAAUCGGAGCGGUGUUAUCACAGUAGCACCUUGCCCCAGGCCCGGACAAGCGCCGUGCCUUGACUAUGAGACAAGAAAAGAUUACUUCUUGCAAUAUAAAGCUACAGAUGACGAUGGAGCAGGACAAAUGACAGUGGUCUCCCUCCAGAUAUCACUCACUGAUUCCAACGACAACCCGCCUAUUUUUAUUACGCCAGUCUACAGGGCGUCCAUUGAUGAAGAUGCUGUGAAGUUUGAACCAGAGUUAUUGGUUCAAGCCCGCGAUGUAGAUACAACUUCAGAUAUUCGCUAUUCAAUUGCUUAUCCCCCGGAUUCUCCAUUCUGGAUCGAACCGAUAACUGGCAGAAUUUCCGUCAGAGGCGGCGCCAUUUUGAAUUCCACAAAUGAAAAUCGAAUCGUGCUUACUAUAGUGGCCACUGACGGUGUCCACAAUGCAACCUGCAAAGUGGAGAUCACAAUCCGAGACGUAAACAAUCACGCCCCAGCUUUUGACACUGAUAAAUACGACGCUAGUAUUGCAGAAGAUGCAGCGAUUGGUACUGAGGUGUCAGCAGUAAGAGCAACGGAUCUUGACAGUGGUAUAAACGCAGAAAUGAAAUAUGGUAUACAAAAAGGGGCUUUGGAUUCCUUUAUCAUUGAUAACGUGACUGGAGUAGUUACUGUGGCAUCUAAGCUUGACUUUGACAGACGCAAUACAUAUCGGAUACAGAUCGUCGCUACUGAUAUGGGUAUACCAAGUUUAACUGGUACAACAGAACUAACUGUACAUGUAAUAAACGUUAACGACAAGAAACCUAACUUCACUCCGAGCGUUCAGAGAGCUGAAGUUUCCGCCGAUGCUGAUGUUGGGACCGUGUUACAUAAUCUCAUAGCUGUAGACCCAGAUAUAACGGACAAUGGACAGUUGAAGUACGAAUUAGCCACGGAUAGAAUUAUUAACGCUGUGGAUAAGAACGGGAAAGAGGUAUCUCAAGAAGGUAUAUUUGGUUCAUGGUUCAGCGUAUCACAAAAUGGCAGCGUAUAUGUAUCACAACAUUUGGACAGAAACCGAGCAGCCGUGAUCACUCUACCUGUAGCAGUUACGGAUGCUUCAGCUCCAACGUUACAGAAAACUGAUGGUGAACUUAUUAUAAACAUCGUAGAUGUAAAUCGCCAUGCUCCAGUAUUUGGCCAACCAGCAUACGUAGAGAAAAUACUCGAAGAACAACCAAUUGGUACCAUUCUCAACACAUACACAGUGACAGAUAAGGAAACACCCAUAGCGGCGAUUGUGAUUUAUCCACCCAGCCCCUACUUCGACAUUGACAAUGUCACAGGCGUACUAAAAACAAUUCAACGCAUAGACUACGAGAAAGUCCACUCGAUAAACUUCACCCUGGUAGCUUACGACUCUGGGGUGCCACAGCUGUCAUCAUCAGCGGGUGUGUUCGUGGAGGUGGUGAAUGUGAACGAUGAGGAGCCCAAGUUCCUUGCUCUUGAAUACACAGCUGUAUUGGUGGAGCACACUGAGCCACACACCAUAGUCCUGAAUGUUACAGCUACUGAUAAUGAUGAAGGAAAAUUUGGUGAUGUUACCUACAGUCUAUCGGGCGAACAAUCAUCCCUGUUCAAUAUAGACCCUGUAUCUGGUGUUAUAACAGUGGCCGAAAACUCGAUCAUAGAUCGUGAGUUAACCACAGACCUUAGAUUCCGUGUUGUAGCAACUGAUAACGCUCCUGAUAAUUUGAAGAAAUCUGCUAGCGUGCCUGUCCACAUAAAAAUCCAAGACCUAAAUGACAACGCACCGAUCUUCACCCAGAAAGUAUAUAAGAGCACGAUAGCUGAAAACCUCCAACUAAACCCGCCCGCUGCGAUACUUCAAGUUCUGGCUGAGGAUGAGGAUGAAGGGGUUAACGGGAAGAUUAUGUACAGCAUACUGGAACAGAGUAAGCCUGGAACAUUCUCAGUGGACCCGAACAGCGGUAUCAUAUAUCCAGCUAAACCAGUCACUGGUGACACUAUCUACCAGUUAACAGUGGCGGCGAGAGACGAGGCUGGCAAGGGUCAUCAAGACAUAGCCAAAGUGGACAUAUCAGUGCUGAGCGUCAAUAAGCACAGCCCUGUAUUUGUGCUACCGCCACCCGACCAAAGGCAAAUCGAGAUACCUGCGAGUGCAGCAGUUCCUGACUACUUAAUAACUACAAUACAAGCAACAGAUGAAGACUCUGGUGAAAAUGGACGGGUUUCGUAUCACUUGGAUGACAAAAAUGAGGCGCAAUUCAGUAUCCAUCCCAGUACUGGAGAGCUUAGAACCAAAACUUUCCUGGAUUAUGAGCAACAGGCUGAAUAUCAGCUAGCAAUUGUGGCGGCAGACAAUGGAACUCCGGCGCAGUUUGAAACACUACGGUUAUUGACGAUAGUACUAGUUGAUAACAAGGACAAUGCACCAAGAUUCCUUCAGAGGCAUCACCAAUUUACUGUGCGGGAAAAUUUGUCACCAGGAAUCAUCGUUGGAAGUGUCAAGGCCAUAGACAAAGAUUCCGGUGAUAAUGGUAAAGUUUACUAUCAUAUUCUCGAAGGGAAUCAAGAAGGGGCAUUCGUACUCGACAGGACUCAAGGCAUUAUUAGAUCUAAUGUGACAUUUGACAGGGAAGUUCAAGACGAAUAUACGAUGACUAUUUACGCGAGUAACAACCCUUUGCUCGAACACGCGGCGGCCAUUUUGAAUUCCAUAGACAACAGCACAGAUAGCCAGGACAUCAGCGUUACCACGGUUAAGAUAAACAUUUUGGACGAAAACGACAACGCACCGACGUUCCGACAAACGAUAUAUUACGCAGGUAUAAAGCACACAGCCCGCGUGAACGAGCCCAUAAUAUCCAUUGUGGCGGACGAUCCGGACCUCGACGUGAACGGGACCUUAGUGUAUAUGGUAGCUGCUUCCAACCUGUACAAGUUUGGCGAUUCCAAGUCCAGCGGCAGCGUUGUUCCAUCGCCGUUUAACAUCACUCAGGAUGGUAUCCUUACAACUGCGAACUAUAUGUCGGAAUACAAUCAAGACCGGUUUGUUCUUGACGUCAUCGCGCAGGAAGUAGCUGCACCAUACAGACAAGCGAAAGCGCAGGUUUAUCUUUGGAUCAUAGAUCGCUCAUCACUCAUGCGUAUGGUAGUAUCACGAAGUUGUUCAACUCCGGUGGAUGGUGUCCAGGCUAAAUUGGCUGAUGUGGGGCAGGCUCUGCUCAUUGCGGGUCGCAAACUGCCCUUAGUGCAAGCGGAUAGACGGUAUGAUGACUGGUGCGAGAUACAUCUACACGCGGUAGAUCCCAAAACGUACCAAGUUUUGCCGGUUGACAAAGUACUGGAGACGAUAGAUUCCAAAUAUGAUCAGCUCAAGGACGUGUACCAGCAAUAUGGAGUGGAGACUCUCAUCGCUGCUAGUGCUACUUCUAAAGCUCCGGAUAGUUUCGAUCCAGCACUUGCAGCGUUAAUAGCACUCCUCAUCGUUCUCUUUACUGGCAUUGUCACUUUCGUGGUGGUCUGCGCCUGCCUCAAACAUUGGGCGCCUUAUUCCAGGGUGAUACCCCCACCGUCUCUUCAGUCCAGCAAGGGGGACAGUCUCGCCAGAAGGCGGAUUCUCGAGGAGCUGAGUACCACGGAAAACCCUCUAUGGUUGGAGACCAAGCUCCGACCAUAUGAGGAACAGGAGCUUACUAUGAAUGUCUUCGGAGACCAAAAUGAGCAAAAUGCUGAACAGCCUCCUGUGAUGCCCGAUAACACCUACGCCACUAUUCAAGGCAGUCGAGCGACGGAGAGGUUUGGCGACUACGCCACUUUAGCCGGUGACUCGCCAACCCCCCUUGAGGCAGCCCUUGGUUUUCAGGGCAGUACGUUCAAGCCUCCAUCGCCGGAUACGCCGGAACCUCCGCCUAGGCCGGCUGGCAUGGGACCACUAUCAUGAUUGGAGGUUUUUCAUGGAAGAUAUUGUAUAUAGUUUUAUGUAGAAACUUAGACAAUGCACAUGUUGACGACGUAUUACUUAAUAAAUGCCCCAUCGAUGUUAUAUAAUCUUCACCUCUUUACGUAACAUAAAUCUGUUACGUAAAAAUAGCGGGAACGACCCGCUAUUUUUACGUAACAGAUUUUAAUACAGUUUUCAGCAGUAGUUAAGAGUGAUUUAAGAGAAAGGUUUAUGUGUUGUAAAAAUAUAUGUUUUAGUUCAGAAAAGUCAUGAAAUGAAUCAAUAUGAUGUCGUGACAAACCUAUUUUUGUACUCUUACAUUGCAAACAUUUGGAUAGAAGCAGGCGUUACUUUGCGGAAAUCCAUAAUAUAUUAUGAAAAUUAAGCUUAAUUUGCUAUACUCCGG
Pararge aegeria (speckled wood butterfly) is the source of this 6223-nucleotide messenger RNA. Its product is annotated as cadherin-87A. Bases 316 to 5817 code for a protein of 1833 amino acids. The record is from RefSeq and is a predicted model, not a curated record. NCBI's taxonomy places the organism in Eukaryota, Metazoa, Arthropoda, Insecta, Lepidoptera, Nymphalidae. The transcript has 37 exons. Gene Ontology annotation, molecular function: calcium ion binding. Gene Ontology annotation, biological process: homophilic cell-cell adhesion. Gene Ontology annotation, cellular component: plasma membrane.